AUGUCCUCAAGCUACAAUAUUCCGUUAUACUCUCUUCUCCCUGGCGAGUCCCACAAUCAGCAGGCCUUGACAUUCGCAGGUCAGUUUUGUAUUGAAGCUUCAGUCGACGCGCGACGGACAGAUAUCGCCAAUAGGAGAUACUUCGCCGCGACAAUUGAACAUAAAGAUCCUGGAUUUCUCCCGAAAUCAAUUCUCAUCAGUGAUGAUUUAUUCAAACACAUUCUUCACCCUGGAAUCACAUACGAGAUUUAUGGUCAUAUAAUCAACCACCUCCACCGGUACCCGCCUAUGAUGUUUGUCGACUAUCAAACAUCAGCCCCCGAGCCCACGGACCGGAUGCCGAAAUCUACGUGCAGCAAGGCAGUGACAGUCAGCGGUACCGGCCACGUUAUGCACCGUUUUGACCGUGAGGCCUUUCAUGACGUUAUGGUCAUCGUCAAGCACCGGGACUACGAUCACGGGGCUUUAGAAUGGGUUGAAUUCUACGCCGAAUACAUAUGUGGAAAAAAGUAUAACGAUAAUUUUGACCCAACGCCAUUGCAAGUCGGCGCUAAUAUCCAGUUCAAAGGCCAUAUUAAGGGCUUUUAUGAGUCCCGCAAUACGUGGAUAAUUCGAUGCUCUCCCCUCAGUGGAUUCUUUCUCAGAAAGCACCCCGCCGCGUUGAGCUGUAUUGAGCAACGUUAG
Messenger RNA from Melampsora larici-populina 98AG31, 684 nucleotides. RefSeq lists its product as uncharacterized. NCBI's taxonomy places the organism in Eukaryota, Fungi, Basidiomycota, Pucciniomycetes, Pucciniales, Melampsoraceae. The record is from RefSeq and is a predicted model, not a curated record. The transcript is spliced from 4 exons. The coding region runs from base 1 to 684 and encodes 227 amino acids.